AAAUUUAAUUAUUGAUAUUAUAUCUAUAAUUAAGUUAAAACUAUCAUUUUUAUCGAUUGUUAUUCUUUCUAUUACUAUUUUAAUCGGGUUUUUACCGGAUUAUAUGUAUACUAAAAUAACGUUAUCGCUUGUUCGAACUAAUCUAUUAACAAGAUGCUACGUAAUGAAUUAUUGAAAAUAAGGUACACUACAGUGACCCUGGGAUCUGAAAAGGUUAGAUUAGAUUAAGUAGAAUCCAUAGGCAGGAUGUAUAUUUUAAAAACUUAAAACGAAUUGUAUGGUCUCUCGAAUACGUGUCAUGUAUAUGUGCCAAGUUUCUGCGAAAAGUGAAUAAAUGUCUGUUAAUAUACAAGGCUGAUUAAUUUUUAUCGAGCACGGGCUAAUCAAUAUUCUCCGUCAUUAUGUGCAUCGUAUUCAUUAGCAGUGUGCAACACAUGAAUGGCGGGUACCGGUUAAUCGUUGCAUCAAACCGAGACGAAUAUUAUGACCGUGCGACGUUGCCCGCGGACUAUUGGUCAGAGGACCGGGAUGUGAUCGGAGGGCGCGAUUUGGAACCGUCGAGCGUAGGUGGUACAUGGAUGGCUCUAAACGUUCGCGGCAAACUGGCCAUUCUGUUGAAUGUAUUCCAACGCGAUCAACGGCCGAACGCCAAGUCUAGGGGUCGACUGGUCGAGGAUUUCGUUAAAGGCGAUACUCCGGCCCCGGACUACAUGCAAAGAUUGCAGGACGUGUACAACGGGUUUCAACUGAUUACAAUCACUAUGAGUGAAUCAUUUUUAGAAACUCAUUUCUUUACCAACUGCAUCAAAGACGAUAACGGUCUGAAAGUGGAAAGCUUGCCAAACGGCGUUCAAGGUUUCGGCAAUGCUCCUUUUUUAAAGGUGGCAAAUGGUGAAAGACGUUUCAAUGAAAUUGUCAAGAAAUAUGGGCAUAGCAAUACUAAAGAUAUAUUGAUUGAAGAACUUUUAAAUCUUUUGAAAUGGGACAAAAAGCAUUAUCCUGAUGAGAUGAUAACCAAAAUGUCUCCAAACCAUCAAGGCAAUGAUGGUCAAAAAUUGUACAGCUCUGUUUUUGUGGAGAUACCAGCUCUUCGAUAUGGAACUCGAACCCACACAAUUAUAUUAGUAGAUCACAAUGGCAAAAUAGAUUAUAAUGAAUGGACAUUGUCAAAUUCAAAUUGGGAACAACGUUGUUUUACCACGGCACUAAAAUGUAGAGCAGAUUGUUAAUUAAUUAUAUUUUCUUAACCAGUAGUAUAGUUAUAAAUAUUAUAAAUUGUACUUUAUAUUUUUA
Sipha flava (yellow sugarcane aphid) is the source of this 1293-nucleotide messenger RNA. It is a transcript of the gene Tango2, whose product is annotated as transport and Golgi organization 2 homolog. The record is from RefSeq and is a predicted model, not a curated record. Gene Ontology annotation, cellular component: Golgi apparatus. Gene Ontology annotation, biological process: protein secretion; Golgi organization. The transcript has 5 exons. NCBI's taxonomy places the organism in Eukaryota, Metazoa, Arthropoda, Insecta, Hemiptera, Aphididae. Bases 402 to 1229 code for a protein of 275 amino acids.